GAUCUGUUUACUCCUUAUUGUUGAUGAUGCGCGUUCACGAACGACUACGGGCGCGCGGCCCGACUAUCCAGGCUCCAAUCAUCUCACUCGGUGCUGCGCACUUGCCUCGCCCCUUUGUCCUCUGUGCCUCUUUUGAUGUUGUUCCGCUUUGAAUCAGAUCACCGGCAUUUCCUCGGUGAAACAGUUAUCGGCUGCACGCGGGCCGGACCACUUUAAAAUCUGGGGUAUGCGGGGGAACUUGGUGCGAUUCGCCUUUCCGUAGAGUGAAAGAACCCGAGGCCCACGAAUCUACACGAUGCGAUUCAACGAUGGUUUCUGGCUUUUGCGCAAUGGGGUCAAGCCCUACUAUGGCAUGCAGGUCACCCAAUCGAAGGAAAUCGACGGGGCCGCACAAUUGGUCGUCGCGACCAAGCCUAUCCGUCAUCGUGGCGAUACUUUGGGAGGACCUCUCUUGACCGUCACGGUGCACUCUCCGACUGAGGGUGUUAUCGGUGUCAAGAUCGACCACUUCGUGCACAUCAAGCCUACGCCUGAGAUCACACUCUUCCCAGAUGAUCCCGCUGUCUUGAACUCGUCGCUGAAGAGCACUGAGUCCGGCUACACGCUCACCACAGGUGGACUGACCGCCGAAAUCACCAACAACCCAUACUCGAUUACCUUCAAAUCACCAGACAAGACGCUGACGUUUGCUGGGCCGAAGCAUCAAGCGAUGUUUGAUGUUCCCUCUCGUUGGGCUGCGCUUUCCGCGUCCAACAGCUCUUGCCUGGCUCAGGAUCCAAGCUCGAACCCGACUCCGGCCCCACUUCCUACCAUGGUCCGGUACAUCAACUCCGAGCUCAACAUCUCCCUGGAGAGCUCAUUUACGGGUUCGUCAAUCAAGAUCUGGAAUCAAGAUGGUGGAACUUCCAGUGACCAGGCCUACAAGUGCAUCCCAUUCUACAUGACUAACCGCGGCUACGGAGUGUUCAUCAAUAAUCCAGGCGAGAUCGAGGUCGAAGUCGGGAGUGAGAAAGUCAGCCGUGUCGGUGUCUCGAUCGCAGGAACCAGCCUCGAGUACUUCCUGAUCUAUGGGCCGACACCUUUGGAGAUUCUGGAGAAAUACACUCGGAUCACUGGCCGACCCGCGCUUGUUCCACAAUGGACAUUCGGUCUCUGGCUGACGACCUCGUUCUUGACUUCCUAUGACGAGAAAACGGUCUCUGGAUUCCUCCAAGGAAUGGCUGACAGAGACUGCGAUGUGCGGGUGUUCCACAUCGACUGCUUCUGGAUGAAGCAAUACGAAUGGUGCUCGUUCACGUUUGACCCGGAAUUUUUCCCCGACCCAAAGGCCUACUUGACAGACAUCAAGAAGAAGUAUGGGGUCAAAAUCUGUCUAUGGAUCAACUCGUAUAUCUCUCAGCUUUCACCCAUCUUCCAAGAAGGUGUCGAGGGCGGUUUCUUUAUCAAACGGCUCGAUGGAACUCCUUGGCAAUGGGACCUCUGGCAGCCCGGUCUUGCCGUCGUCGACUUUACUAAUCCGGCGGCAUGUGACUGGUAUAAGAGCAAGCUGCUUGCUCUGAUGGAUCUUGGUGUGGAUUGCUUCAAGACCGACUUUGGAGAGCGAAUUCCUCACACCGGCGUCGUUUACCACGACGGCUCCGAUCCGAUGAGAAUGCAUAACACGUAUACCACUAUCUACAACGGCCUUGUCUUCAAGAUGAUCGAAGAACGCCUGGGAAAGAACGAGGCUGUGCUCUUCGCGCGAUCAGCUGCGACUGGGGGUCAACGAUACCCUGUGCACUGGGGUGGUGACUGCGAAUCUACUUUUGAAGCGAUGGCUGAAGCGAUGCGCGGUGCUCUUUCGUUGACAAGCUCUGGUUUCGCCUAUGCCUCACACGAUAUUGGUGGAUUCGAGGGCCACCCAGAUCCGCAGAUCUACCAGCGCUGGGUCGCAUUUGGUCUUUUCUCGAGCCACAGUCGACUGCACGGCUCCGGGUCAUACCGUGUGCCCUGGGUGUACGGCGAGGAGGCUGCCGUGAGCAUGGCCAAAGUACUCGACGCCAAGCACCGGCUGAUGCCUUAUCUCUACAACUUGGCGAUCCAAUCCCACACGACGGGACACCCACUGCAACGCGCCAUGUUUAUCGAAUUCCCUCAGGAUCGUAACACACACACACUCGACCGUCAGUAUAUGCUCGGUCCCUCGCUCCUGGUUGCGCCUGUGUUUGUCGACGUCAAUGAGGAGGUCGAAUACUACCUUCCGGCAGGCACGUGGACUUCUUUCUGGCACCCUGAGCGUGUCGUCAAGGGUCCCGUGUGGCUCUCCGAGCUCGUUCCCAUCGACGAAAUCCCGGUCUGGGUCAAGGACGGCACUGUUCUGCCCUUGGGUCCGUCCAAGAUCAAACGACCCGAUUAUGACUAUACCCAGGGCUUGACACUCUCCGUCUACCAGCUUGCUGACGGCCAGUCCGUUGAUACCAUCAUUCCCGGAUCAACAGGCGCCGAAAUUGCCGCCGUCAUUCGCACAGAGAAGAAGAACGGGGAGAUCAAAGUCUCCGUCAUUUCUGGCCAGCUCCAACUCAAGGCAGUUUCCUUACUUGGAGAAAGUGUGAAGGAAGUCACUGGCGGGAAACUUGAAGCCAACACUAUCAUUGUGGACGGAGCAUCGGAAGUGGUAGCCAAACUGUAAAAUCAAUUAUGUAAUGAACCUUCCUUUUUCGGUUGACAG
This is a messenger RNA of Mycena citricolor, 2707 nucleotides long. The record is from the annotation of a GenBank genome assembly. Lineage: Eukaryota; Fungi; Basidiomycota; Agaricomycetes; Agaricales; Mycenaceae.